AUGUCCGUCGCCGCCGAGUUUGAGACCGCCAACAAGCAGUACGCCGCCCAGUUCACCCACGGCGACCUGCCCCUCCCCCCCGGCCGAAAGGUCCUCGUCGUCACCUGCAUGGACGCACGCAUCGAUCCCGCCCGCGCCCUCGGCCUCCGCGAGGGCGACGCCCACGUCGUCCGCAACGCCGGCGGCCGCGCUGCCGAAGCCCUGCGCUCCGUCGUCAUAUCCCAGCAACUCCUCGGCACACGCGAAAUCAUCCUCAUCCACCACACCGACUGCGGCAUGCUCACGUUUAGCGACGAGGUGCUCCGAGGCAAGAUCCGCGCGGACCUGGGCGAGGACGCGGACCACAUCGCCUUCUUGCCGUUUGGCGACCUGGCGCAGAGCGUGAGGGAUGACGUGGCGCUGCUCAAGAGGUCGGGAUUGGUGCUGGACGUCCCCGUCACGGGCUACAUCUACGACGUCAAGACGGGCACCAUCACCAAGGUGUAA
Messenger RNA from Cordyceps fumosorosea ARSEF 2679, 486 nucleotides. Its product is annotated as Carbonic anhydrase. The transcript has 3 exons. Bases 1 to 486 code for a protein of 161 amino acids. NCBI's taxonomy places the organism in Eukaryota, Fungi, Ascomycota, Sordariomycetes, Hypocreales, Cordycipitaceae. Gene Ontology annotation, molecular function: carbonate dehydratase activity; zinc ion binding. The record is from RefSeq and is a predicted model, not a curated record.